Molecule: messenger RNA, 868 nt
Organism: Asparagus officinalis (garden asparagus)
Lineage: Eukaryota; Viridiplantae; Streptophyta; Magnoliopsida; Asparagales; Asparagaceae
Product: protein LOW PSII ACCUMULATION 1, chloroplastic-like
Exons: 6
Coding region: 74-724 (216 amino acids)
Biological process (GO): photosystem II oxygen evolving complex assembly
Cellular component (GO): chloroplast
Source: RefSeq, a predicted model, not a curated record
UUCACCAUUCCGAGAUUAAUAAGUGCUGUCCAAGGUGGUGAGGGUGCUCCUGAUAUUUUGGCGACCGCCGGAAAUGCUGCCAUCAAUAUUGGAGCACUAUGUAGGCAUCAUUGUUCUUGUGGCACUGUUUAUUUGGGACAACAGAAAAGAAGAGGAGCAGCUUGCUCAAAUAUCCCGGGAUGAAACUCUUUCAAGAUUGCCUUUGCGGCUUUCAACCAACAGGAUCAUUGAACUCGUGCAGCUCAGAGACACAGCUAGACCAGUUAUUUUGGCAGGAAGUAAGGAGACUGUGUCUAGAGCUAUUCAGAGAGCUGAGAGAUUUCGAACUGAACUUGUUAACCGCGGUGUUCUUUUGGUACCCGUUAUUUGGGGUGAUUAUAAGAAGGCUCCUAUUGAGAAAAAAGGUUUCGGGUUUCCUUCAAAAACUGCUACAUCACUGCCUUCAAUCGGGGAAGACUUCGAUAAGAGAACUCAAUCUAUAACUGCAAAAUCACGGUUGAAAGCUGAGGUGCGCUUCAAAGCUGAGGUUGUAUCUCUUGAAGAAUGGGAAAGUUGGAUACGUGAUCAGCAAAAGUCUGAAGGUGUUAAUCCUGGCGAGGAUGUAUACAUAAUAUUGCGGUUAGAUGGUCGUGUUCGAAGAUCAGGGAAGGGAAUGCCUGAUUGGCAACAAAUUGUGAAGGAGUUACCACCAUUGGAAGCUAUACUCAGCAAACUAGAAAGAUGAGCUCAUCGCAGUUUGUUUAUAAAUGUGUAAUUUGUGAGUAUGCCAAUACUUUUUUUAUUUAAUUUGCUAAAUAUUGGAAAUCAUAUAACUUGUAUGUUCGUAACUCUGCCAAUAUCUCUUAAAUUUUUUCUCCUAUUCUUCCCC